AUACUGAAGCAAGCGAGGAAAAACAAGAGCAAGCCGAAAAAGGAGAAAAAGAAGAAACAAAAAAUCAAACAGAAGAACCUACUGAUGAAGGCUAUAAAUCAAGUGAGGAAUCUACUACUGAGAAACCUCAGGAAAGCAAUAAGACUAAAACAAAAGAAAAACCAAGUAAUCAACCAACAAAUCAUAAUGAACCAGUUAUUACUGAAACUCCAACUAUUUCUCCCAACAAUAACUCCACCCCAGAAAUUCCAAACAAUCCUUCUCAAAAAAAUAAAAUCCCUAACCAACUUGACCAAUUAUUAGCCAAGAUUAAAAGAGGAGAAGUUAAUGUUCGAGAAGAAAUUGCUAAUUCGUUGCUUCCCAUUGAUAAAAAGAAAGAGCUUUAUAAGUUAUUAGAUAAGUUAGACAAAGAAAAAAUUGUCUCCAGUGAAAGUAAGCAACCUACUAAUUAUUUGCCUCAGGUUUUAAUCCUUGGAGGAAUGGUGAUG
Molecule: messenger RNA, 488 nt
Organism: Ambispora gerdemannii
Lineage: Eukaryota; Fungi; Glomeromycota; Glomeromycetes; Archaeosporales; Ambisporaceae
Source: the annotation of a GenBank genome assembly